UUGGGAUUGGUUCCUGGUACUCAGGCCCCGCCUCCUCCGGCCACGCCUCUCGCGUCUGUUUUUCCCGCCUCCACCGGGGCCGAGCUUGUUCUGGGUGACAGUUGAGGAUGGCCGGAGCUGAGGGCUCCGCUGGGCGGCGGUCGGAGCUGGAGCCCGUGGUAUCGCUGGUCGACGUACUUGAGGAGGACGAGGAGUUGGAGAACGAGGCAUGCGCGGUCCUGGGCGGCAGCGACUCGGAGAAGUGCUCCUACUCGCAGGGGUCAGUAAAGAGACAAGCCCUAUAUGCCUGUAGUACCUGUACCCCAGAGGGAGAAGAACCAGCAGGGAUUUGCCUAGCUUGCAGUUAUGAAUGUCAUGGAAGUCAUAAACUAUUCGAGCUAUACACAAAAAGGAAUUUUCGGUGUGAUUGUGGAAACAGCAAAUUUAAAAAUUUGGAAUGCAAGUUAUUUCCUGACAAAACUAAGGUAAAUUCUGGCAAUAAGUACAAUGACAACUUUUUUGGAUUAUACUGCAUUUGCAAGAGACCUUAUCCUGAUCCUGAAGAUGAGAUUCCAGAUGAGAUGAUCCAGUGUGUAGUCUGUGAAGACUGGUUCCAUGGAAGGCAUCUUGGUGCCAUGCCCCCCGAGAGUGGGGAUUUCCAAGAGAUGGUGUGCCAGGCUUGCAUGAAGCGUUGUUCUUUCUUGUGGGCUUAUGCUGCACAGCUGGCAGUAACCAAAGUAUCUGCUGAAGAUGAUGGGUUGGUGCUGAAUGUCGAUGGGACAGGUGAUCAGGAACUUACCAAACCUGAAAAUGGAGAUCACCAAGACAGUACCUUCAAAGAGGACAUUCCAGAACACGGAAAGGAUGCCGCCAGGGAAAUUAACGCAGAGCAGAAUAAUGAGCCAUGCACCAGCUCUAGUUCUGAAUCUGAUCACCAGACAGUGUUUAAGAAUCAAAGCGUCAACACAGAAUCACCAUCUGGCUGCAAAUUCCAGGAGCUUAAAGCUGGGCAGUUUAUGAAGAAAGACACUGCCACCUACUGGCCUGUGAAUUGGCGCAGUAAGCUGUGUACCUGCCAAGACUGUAUGAAAAUGUAUGGAGAUCUAGAUGUCCUGUUCCUGACAGAUGAAUAUGACACAGUCCUGGCCUAUGAGAACAAAGGCAAGACUGACCAGGCGGCCGACAGGAGAGACCCUUUAAUGGACACCCUGAACAGCAUGAAUAGGGUACAACAAGUGGAACUUAUUUGUGAAUACAAUGACUUGAAGACUGAACUUAAAGACUAUCUCAAGAGAUUUGCUGAUGAAGGCACGGUGGUUAAGAGAGAGGACAUUCAGCAGUUCUUUGAAGAAUUUCAGUCUAAAAAGAGAAGGAGAGUGGAUGGGAUGCAGUAUUACUGCAGCUAGAGUGGAGUGUGAAGCUUUCUCAUGCAGGCCAGCGGAAAUACCACUUACUGUUCCAGGAAUAAAAGAGGCCUGUUUCACAGUCGGUCCCUUUCCGUCCUCCGUCCUCUCUUUGAAGAGGCCUCCUCCGGCCUGAGCUGGCCUGAGCUCCCUCAGUUCUCCUUAACUACAGUAGCCACAGUGUUUAUGCUGAUUUCACAACCAGCAUUCUUCUUAUGACUCAGCUAAAUGCAACUCACUCCACAGACUUCAGCUCCCUUUCUCCCAAAUACCCAGGGUUAUUUGCUUCUAAGUUUUAAGAAGUUUGAUUUGGUUUUGAGAAAGCAAAUUGGUUCCUUUUUUAACAAUUUGUUCUUUAACUCCCAACUGUGUGUACUUUGCCACAGAGCUGUUGCCUUCCAGGACCUCUGUGUGGGCAUCACAGAAGGUUCACUUCCGGUCAGCUGGACCCUCUGUAGGCCACCCCACCCCUACAGUCGUGGUGUCUUGGGUCAACGCUUCCUCAAGCCCAGUCUGCUCUUUCUUCCUCAUCCCUGCUCUCUGAGGUUUGGUCAUGGCUUAGAAGGGAUGGUGGAACUUCUUUUCUCUGGGCCAAACCUCUCGAGUAACCAGAACUGAUGAUUUUCUGGCCUGGAUGUCUGUCAUUGUCAGGGAGAUUGGCCGAUGACAGGGUUGAGGAAGCAAACUUUGCUACAAAUUUUACUAAUAAAGUUAAAGUGACAUUUCCCUUCGUGACUCGCCCGGCACUUGGAUAUCAGAAUGUCAGUGCUGCGGUGCUCAUCGGGCUUCCUGGAGGCUUGCCGGUACACUAGCCCCUCUUCUGCUGCCUCAAAUAUAUUAACAGACCGGGUAUCACCCCUGUGAAAUCUUGGUGGUUUACAAAGUCCUCUGGAUUUCUUUAUAUUAUCAGGGAUAUUCAUAAGCAUAUAUUAAAAAUGGACCUAUUUUGAUAUUGUUCUGUUAUAAAAAUGUUAUCAAAACCCCAAUAAAUUAUGAUUUUCCCCCUUG
Molecule: messenger RNA, 2390 nt
Organism: Tupaia belangeri chinensis (Chinese tree shrew)
Lineage: Eukaryota; Metazoa; Chordata; Mammalia; Scandentia; Tupaiidae
Gene: UBR7
Product: ubiquitin protein ligase E3 component n-recognin 7
Exons: 11
Coding region: 108-1385 (425 amino acids)
Cellular component (GO): cytoplasm
Molecular function (GO): ubiquitin protein ligase activity; zinc ion binding
Source: RefSeq, a predicted model, not a curated record